GACCGUUUACAGGGUGGGAGUCCCGGUGACAGACAAUGCAGAGUCUGGAGAUCCGGGAGCGGAGCGUCUGAACAGGAGUGCCCGACAGCAGCGCACACCCAUCGGCUUUAAGGUGAAGGAGAAAGACCGCAAGGAAGGAGCGAGGAGAUCGACUCAUCGACUUGGUUUGAGGUGGGAAACAUUCACGCCUUUUCCGGCGACUGAGCAGGGUUUGUUGUAAUGUCAGGUUUCUCUACCGUAUGUUGGGACAGUGUAGGCAAAUUAGACUAACGGUUUAAACUGUUUUGGAUGAAUACCCUUUAAACAAGCGUACAUAUUUGUGUUAUAGUUACACAGGCUGUUAUUAAUACAUUAAUUGUACUUGUCAACAAGUGCUUUUAUGACCCAAUGUGUCCUCAUACAGUCUGCUUGGACCUGCGGGGUACACGCCCCAUUUCUUAAAGCCACUUGUAUGAAGUCCAGCCACUUAGUGUAAAGUGCCAGCAUCUGCCACUAAAACACAUGUUGUUGUUCUUUUUCCUGAAAUAAUCUCCUUUAAACGCCAAAACCCCCCAGUCCGUACAAUUAGAUUUUUGUUGAAGGUACAUAUGCGCAAAUAUUGAUGGUUUGUUGAGUGUGUACAGCAGCAAGCCGGCGGCCAGCCCCUCUUUAUGAUCUUGGAAGUAAUGCUGAGCUAGUCCCCAGAGAGAUCUCAGCAAUCAGGGAGGAGUGUAUAACCCAGAGGGAGGGAGGGAGGAAGGAGGGGGUGCUGUUGAGGAUGUGUGGAUGAAUGGAUGGUUCAGCCCCCUAAUGAUGCAUGCAGAGAGAUGGAGGAAGGAGAGAGGUGAGAUAUGAACAGGAGAGAUGCAAAGAUGGAUGAAUAUGUGAGACUAAAGGAGGAUAAAUGGGUGUGUCAGUGGGUCGAUAAAUAGCCAGAUGGGUGAUGGAUGAAACAUACAGCAGGGAGAAGAGGAGGAGAAUCCAUUGCCCCAGGCUUGUCGCUCAAGCUCCCAUAAGUUUCAUAUGGUGAGUCCAUGUUUGUAAUACUCAGUCAUGGAGGGAGCGGGCCAGGGACUGUGAUUCAUGACUGACAUAAGAGCUAGGAGAAAUAAGGGUAGAUGAUAAACCAUUAUUAAAACAACACUUCCAUUUACCAACAAGCAUCUACUCAGCUAUUAGUGUUCAUUUUCAGGCAUGUGAGUGUUAACCCGAAUUGUCAAAUAGCUGAGAUUCCUCACUCUGACAUACUGAUAAUGGAACACAUAAGCACUGUCCUACCACAUCCCUUUCCCAGAAAGCCAACCUUUCAGUCUUUCAGAAAAAACUCCAGCUGUAUUGGCAAGAGAAGUCAGUGAUGCAGCUAUAUUCAUCACUCAAAGUUAAUGCCAAGUCCGGCCAUUUAGUUCUGUAGCUGGAUAUCCUACUUCAGUUUAGGCUAUUUAUCUGCUUAUCCAGUCAACAUACCUGUUGCAUGAUGCAAAUGUUGUCUGAGUAAACUAGUACAAGGGUUAUUUUCCUCAGCUUGUUCCUACAGUGUAUGAAUAUAACACAAAAAACAACUUUUUUCAUCUUUUAUAUGUUCUUUUCAAGUGCUGUUAACUCCAAACCACAUAUUUACCUUGGUUUAGUGUUUGACAAUAGACGUGAUUUCUUAAAUGAACUGAUUUACUGAUUAUUCGUCUGAAAUAUACACAAGUCUAGCAAUGAACAGCAUUUAUUUUGUCAUAUUUAAACUUUAUUCUGAUUGAAUUGUGUUUGUUCCCCACAAGAAAUGCAUAUUGAAGCUUCAAUGAGGAGUUUUUUGACAAUAAUAAAAUGGACAGAAAUUCAUAUAAAUGUCUUCUUAUGACAUCCAAAAGCAAAAAAAGACCAUCUGGGACAAGAUUGGCGAUUUGUAUGUCAUUAUUUUUAAUCCCUGAAACUGGCACAAGGGGUUGGUGCCAGCUGAGCAGCUUAAGACACACUCCGGUUUCUUAAAUAUUCAGGUAAAAUGACGACAUUAAAUGACACAUUUUACUGUCUAAAGUCAGCAUGGUGAGAUUUUUUUUAAGAGACACUUCUUAAGCUUCAAAGGACAAGACAAGCAAAGACUGCAUUGUCCACAAGGGGCGCCAACAUUGCAGAAACAGAGAGUUUCUCUUAAGAGCUUUAAGAUUCUAUCAAUUUAAGGAAAUUACAUGUUUUUUCUCUCACAGGAAGGACUAAUCAACCAUUUCUCUUUUGUGUCAGUUAUUGUGAAUGUUAUGGUACAAUGCACUAAGUCUUUUAAAUGUGCUGGGAAUUGUUUGCAUCCCAAAUAGUUGCAGAUACAUUUCCAAUCACUCUCUGACCCUUUUUUUCUGGAUUAGUUUCCACUCUAGCCAAAAGUUCGAUUAAGAGCCUCUCCCCUCUUUUGGCAGAGAUGGCACUAGCCAAAGAUCACGGUGGCCAGGAGCCAAGAGAUGCAGCAGACCAGAACUUUGACUACAUGUUCAAGCUGCUUAUCAUCGGUAACAGCAGCGUGGGGAAGACCUCAUUCCUGUUCCGCUUUGCAGACGACACCUUCACUUCAGCCUUUGUCAGCACAGUGGGCAUCGACUUCAAAGUGAAGACCAUCUACAGGAACGACAAGAGGGUCAAACUUCAGAUCUGGGUGAGACGAAAAAAUACAUUCAGACAAAAAUAUGCUAAAACAUGAUAGUUUGUUUCGUGAUGAAAAAGUUGUGGCCAGUGAACUGCAGAUCAGUGAAUGCACUAACAAUCAGGGAUAAGAUAAACCUUUAUGUGUCCCACGGUGGGGAAAUUUACAGUGUUUGGAUCGGCAUAGCAGACAUAGAGGAACAAGUACACUCAUUUUGAUUAUAAAAAAGCUAACUUAGACCUAAACAACAACAAAAAAAUAACGUUAUUUACAAAAAAAGAGGAGAAAAGCGACAACAAAGAAGUAAAAAAAAUAGAGGAAAAAACGGUCCGACACAGUGAACAAAGGAAAAUUAAACAUGUUGCACAUUAUUUGAGUUAUUAAACCUGAGAAAAAAUGUAGGUAUUUGCCAUUGUAAUAAAUAUGUAGUCUUUUAAUAUUGCACAUUGAGGUAGCAUUGAGUUAUUGUGGGUUAGCUGUGCUAAAAAACCUGGACUACUAGGAGCAGAGCAGGCCUGGUUAGCCUGACUGCAGCAGGAAGGAAGGACUUGUGGUAUCUCUCUGUCACACACUGCCGGUGAAGAAGCCUGUCACUAAAGGAGCUGCCCAGUGCUGUUACAGUGCUCUGUAGGAGGUGGGAAACAUUGUCCAUGAGAGAUGAUAGCUCAACUAUCAUCCUCCUGUCCCCCACCUCCUCUACAGAGUCCAGAGGGCAGCCCAGGACAGAGUUAACCUUCCUCACGGGUUUGUUCAGUCUGUUCCUGUCCUGCCUUUCCUCAGAGGGAGAGAAAGAGUAUUUAAGAGAAGAAAACUGAAAAUAAAGACACAUAGAACAAGAGCCUUUCAGAACAAAGACACGUAUUUAUCCUGAAAUGAAAGAACUUUGCAGCAUUGCCAGAUGACACUACCAAAGCCCUCUGCACUUGUAGCAGAUAGUCCAGGCCUUGUUUGGUGAGACAACAGCUGCACUGUGUAAAUACAAAAACAACAACAAAAAAACCCUCAAAGAACUAAAGUUGGUCAACAAACUAAUCAUUUUUUUUAGGUUGGAAGUGCCCGUGAGCUCAUGUUAACAUACAAAAAGAGGACAACUUCUGGCUCUCUCUGGAUUUCAGUUCGCAAAUAGAAAAACAACAAGAAAGCCUUAACUCCAGCUAGACCAUCUCCAAUUCAUUAGCGAUGGUUUGUAAUACACAGUUGUAUUAAACCAAAAUCAUUGAGAAAAAUAUGAAUGAACAACUUGAGUGGUAAAAAUGUGAGUAGUAUACUACUUUCAUAAAGUUGUAAAAAAGUUAACCCUAUAAAUCCCAGGGCCAUGCAGAGACAGUCAUUUUCUUCAAGUCUGUCUCUGUUGCUAAUUAUUCUAAAAACAAGACGGUGGUUCCCUGCCACUAACAGACUAAUAUACAAAUAUGACUCAGAGAAGGGACUCUUGAUCUCAAAGGGGUACCAUAAACAGACCUAGACCAACCACACUGCCUCUGAAAGCUUAACAAGUAAAAUCAAGGAGUUGUAGCUCCGGCCUGCUCGACCAUAUAUUGUAGAUAGUUCUGACAUCCCAGCUCAUCAUUCUUCCACUUGAACAUUAACACAUACUGAAGUCCCGUCUGACAUGAUUUAAUGGCCACCCAUUACUACUCUACGUCAAUUUCCAAAUAAAUUCAACACAUAAGAUUGAUGAUAAAAAGCAGGAUGUUCUCCAUCAGCUACAAUCAGCCAGCGAAGCAGCAAGCAAAACAACACAAUUAAACCCACGCUCCAUAAAUGGUUUUAAUUGGGCAGAUCCUAAUGAGGAUAAAUGGGCAGGAACCAGACACAUCUGCCAGAACAGAUGAAACAUGAUUGAUUUGAUUUGUUUAUAGACAAGGACAGUCGGAUUAUCUAACCUCGAAACACACAAGCUCUCCAAAAGCUGUAUUGACGUCAUGAGUUUGUGUUUUAACUGUUUAAGGUCCCAAAAAAUGCUUUCCAUAGUCUUCCAAAAUCUGAAGUCAUAAAGAGAGAGGCAGAGUGUCUUCGAGGUCAGAUGGUAAGAGGUUCAAACCACCGGAUUAGAUGGUUGAAAGUUUUCAGAAUGAUAAUUUCCAGCAUAAAAUUAACAAUAUUCCAUCAUCAAUGUUAAAUAUCAUCAAAAGAUUCAGAGAAUUUGGAGGAAAAGGCCUAAAACCAGUUCUAGGUAGUCCUGAUCUUCAGGCUCCCAGGGGGCGCAAUGUUGAAAUUCCAAAAAGUAUUGUCUGUGGUCAACUGUACCAUGCUAAGAGGAAACCAAAGGUAACCAUGAUCUAGAAACACAUGAUCUAGAUUCCUCCAGGCCUUAGCUUUUUUAAGAUGAACUUGGCUGAAGUAGAAAACAGUCCUGUUAGACCUCUUUCUGAAAUCAUGGACACUGUGUGUUACUGCUCUGAGAGGAAAAGGGACCACCUGACUUGAUUCAAAAGCUAGAAGGAUGGUACAGGGUAGCUUAUAUUUAUGAAAAAUAAAUAUAUUAAGAAUAAGCUACUAGAGUGGCCAUCCAAGCACUACCUAUUUCAGGGAUAAAACAUAUUCUGCUCAUAUCACAACAGCAUGGCUCUGUAGUAGAACGGUCUACACUGGUCAACCUGAAAACAUUUGGCACAUUCUGGAGCAGCCGAGAUCCUAUUUCCAGCAAAAACGGGAGAACACUUAAUUUUCAGAACUCCAGGAACCGGUCUCCUCAGUUUCAAAUGUUUACAGAGUGUUGUUUAAAAGCAGAGGUGAUGUAACACAACGGUAAACAAAAAACAUAUGCCCUUAUCCCAACUUUCUAAAAUGUAUUAGUGGAAUAUAAUCCAAAAUGAACAUAUUAUUUCAAUGUUUUACAUGUAGUUUUUUGCACUAUUUUCAUAUAAAAUUUUUGAAUGAUUAGAAAACCAAAAUUCUGCUUUUAUCAACAAGUUAAAAGAUUUUUCCAAGAUUUAAAAAUUUGAGUUUACAUUUCACGCAGAGAAAAUACUGUUGGACACCGUAUCAUCAUAAUGAGUGCCAAAUGCUGUGAUUAGUUCAGUCUCAAAGCAGUGAUUCUCUCGUCUUUAUUUAUCAACAGUAUUAAUAUCAGCUGAAAGAUUCUCAAGUUCAGCUUAACCACAUGCAGAGUAAGACAUUACUUUUAAAAGCACUGUUACACAAUGCAGACUGUUUAUCCUCAGCCCAGUGUGUAGUUUGCCCUCCUACAUGCCGCUGCCUGUCAUGGAUGUGGCGUAAAGUAAUCUCUCACACUGAGGAGUUAAUGACAGUUGAUGUUUAACAUCGUCUACAGACGGCAGGGUUCAUGAAAGAUGCAUGGGUAAGAGCUGCCGGAGCUGAAUGUGCUUACUGCGCAGGCUGACACCCAGGACAAAUCUAUUACUGAAUGUUAGUGGAGGGCCAAGAGUCACCCACAGCACUCCAGUUAGAUGAAAGUAAUACAUUUUUUAGCUCUGAUUAUGCAGCAAAAGCAAGCCUUUUCUGCCAUGCUUUACAAUGAUACAGCUGCAUACAUUUAAAUAGAGAAAGGGCCAAGAAAAGUUGUAUUGGUUGUUAAGCCACUUUAAUGAGUUUCAUGGGGACAACAAUUGAUGCUCCUGCUGUGACUCCUACAAUAUGGCUUCUGUUAGAUAUAUAGUAGGUCACCAGCUAUACAUUAAUCUCCAUCUGUCAGUAAUGUAAGAGAAGGAGUGUAACUUGGUGCAAUUUUUUAAUAUAUAUUCAGGUGCUCAGCUGCUCGUUCCAUGACCAUAAUAAUGCUUAAACUGUAAAAAUUAACUUCCUUAGAGUUUCCUUAUGUCUUCAGGGCAUAGCCCCAUGCAGAUCCUUGUAUACUUUCAGGGUGUGGCUACAUCAACACACAGCAGAGAGAAAUUUACUCCUGUUCUGAAAGUGUAAAUGAUUCACCCUUUCCUCUCAGGACAGCCAGGUUUAAUAUUUCUCUUCCUUUCCUCAGAGUUAAUUUAUAUUUUCAUUUAAAGGUUUAUUGGUUUGUUUAGUGUAGUUGUAGUUAUUUGUAAUGAUGUGGCCCAAAGUGACAGUGAGAAUACAGUUAUAUCCUCUUGUCCUCAAAAACAGACAUUCUUGAUCCUUAGACGAGAACAUUUACUGAGUUCAAAGGUGGGGAUAACACUUCAGUUUGGCUUUUUUUCAUAGUCAGAAAGAGGGUGCUUCUUCAUUAUGGCAAAUUUCACCAUCAACAUUCCCAGACAGUUACUCACAAAACGUUUCAUGUAUGAGUCUCCUACAUCAGUACGACAGCUAACAUGCUGAAAAAGGGUCUUAAACCAGGCAGUGGUUUAAUCCUUUCUAUGGAUAGGAUACAACAGAAACCUCAGUAUGCAAUAAAUCAUAUUAUUAUGGAAGUUCUGUACAGAUGUAAAUAUGAAUCAUGUACAUAUACGUUUUCUUUAUCUUUUAUUCUUUUUCUCUUUCUGUAUCUAUACUAUGCUGCUGUAAAUUUUGAAUUUCCCCCUGUGGGACUAUCAAAAGAACAUCUUAUCUUAUCUUAUGUCUAGUCAUUUGUCCAGAAACUGCUCUCAUAUUCAUCAGGUGUGUGAUGGGUUUACAGGACACAGCAGGGCAGGAGCGUUACCGGACCAUCACCACGGCUUACUACAGGGGGGCCAUGGGAUUCCUGCUCAUGUAUGACAUCACAAGUCAGGAGUCUUUCUGUGCCGUACAGGACUGGUAGGUAGAUCUCCACCUUUAUGAGUCUGUCGUCCAGUAGGUGAAAGUAUCAAUAGAAAAAACUGUGUGCCAGCUAUAGUGAUUAAUUGUUUUGAGUCAUUCUUGACUUGUGUGACAGGGAAGACAGAACUUUUUGAAUGAGUGUUGAGAAGAAAUUUAAAACUUUUGACAAAAAUUUACAGCUACAGAGAAAAAUAAAACACACAGAUACAUCAUAACAGUUUUACCAUCCUAAAAAAAUUAGCCAAAGUAAAUCUAGAGUAUGGGCAACUAUACAGUUAUGUCUAUAUCAAAUAAAGGCUAAGGUCUCUGUAAUUUCUCUAAUUCCCUGUCUAUUCCUAAUUUCCUUCCCUAAGAUGCUUCCAUACCCUAAACUUCAGUGAGAGAGGAACAAACAGUAGAGUACUGCCACCAAAAUCAUGUGGGUUAAAUAUCAUAAAGAGAAGAGCUAGAGAGCAGAAAGCCCUUGUUUGAAAAUAGUCCUGGUAUUGUAAUACAUACCAUAUUUUUCGCACUAUAAGGCGUAUUUAAAAUCCUUUUGGCUUGUCGGAGCACUGCAGCUACUGUAGCCUUGCAGAGUUAUUGAAUGAAUUAAAUAAAGUUUGACUUAUCUGACUGUUUUGUUUGGCGUAAUGUGCUUUAUAAUCUGGUGCACCUUAUGUAUGAAAAUAGACGCAAAUAGAUGCGUUCACUGGUGGUGCGCCUUAUAAUCAGGUGCGCCUUAUAGUGCGAAAAAUACAGUAUUUAUAGUGUUUAUCAAACAGUAAGAAUGUAAAUAAUUUAAAAUCCAGGUUUUUCUCUUUGGGGGAUUUUUAUUUCGAAUAUUGCAUCAUAUUUUGUAUUAUAAUCAUAUGUAAAAGUAAAAUUAACAAAGCAACUGUGGUACUGUGCCACUUUCCCCAUACAGGAACAGUGAGAUGUUGCCAGUAAUACAUAAGAUAAGAUAAGAAGAAGAAGAACUUUAUCAGUCACAGGGGGAAAUUUAAAAUUACGUAUACACAUGAUUACAGUGUUUUACAAUGUCUGUAAAAAUGUUUUAUUGCUUUCUUUUCCAGGGCAACUCAGAUCAAGACGUACUCAUGGGGUAAUGCUCAAGUAGCGCUGGUAGGCAAUAAACUGGACCUUGAAGAAGACAGACAGGUCCCUACUGAAGACGGCAAAAGACUGGCGACAGAGCUGGGUCAGCACAUGAACACAGGCUCAUCGACUUUUAUCACAAACUCAGUAGAGCCCUCAUCACUUAAUCGUGACUCAUAACCCGUCUCUUCUCUUCCUUACUUCCUCAAGGCUUCCAGUUCUUCGAGGCCAGCGCCAAAGACAACAUCAACGUGAAGCAGGUUUUUGACAAACUGGUGGACGUCAUAUGUGACAAGAUGAACGAGAGUCCCAACGGAGAGGCCGGUCCACCGACCAACCAAAAAGGAGCUGAUCUGAAUGAACCGCCCCGCAGCAACCAGGGGGGCUGCUCGUGCUGAUAGCCGCCGAAGGAGAGCUGGUUUUAGAGUCACACACACAACAUACACAGAUUAACUGUCCAAGAUCUCUCAUUGUGAAUGUACUUUUACUCAUGUUACUACAAUACCGUCAUGAAUGCUCGACUCUCUUUUCUUUCAUUUCAUCUUUUCCAAUAUGCUGACUGCAGCAUUCGACAUCAUUUGAAUGUGACUGUUACACUGACAUGCCAAAGAGCUGCACUGAGCGGCUGUGCCUUUGCCCACCACACUGCUGCUUUACUUUUUUUAUACUGUAGGGUGAACAGCACCUGUUAACAGGUGAGUUAUGAAUGAAAGCCAGGAGCCAAAUCAGCAUGGCAUGGGGAACGCUGUGAUUUACUUGAGACAUGCUGCCCCCUUGUGGGUGUUGCAUGAGAAUACAUCACUUUGACUGUUCACCAAACAGUGUGUAUAGUUUGAAUGUCCCCCCCUGAAGUCCUGCUGAGGAAGGAGACAGCUCGGUACAAAGUCAAACAUACCUGAAAAGGUGCUGUGUCAUUCCAGGUCCACGCGUUAAGUCCUGACUUGGUGUUGUCACAGUUUCAGAGGGAUAUUGUCAUCUGCCUUUGAUUUGUAUUUUUCUGUUGUUGAUAUUUUUUCUUUGUUAAAUCUUUUAAUGAUAAAUGAAAAUUCAAUAUUUCCAUCUUAGUUUUUUUUUUGUUUCCCUCAUUAUGUUAAGAUUAAAAGAUAUGAGUCAUGAAA
This is a messenger RNA of Xyrichtys novacula (pearly razorfish), 9468 nucleotides long. Lineage: Eukaryota; Metazoa; Chordata; Actinopteri; Labriformes; Labridae. The record is from the annotation of a GenBank genome assembly.